Messenger RNA from Tripterygium wilfordii, 1462 nucleotides. RefSeq lists its product as uncharacterized. The transcript is spliced from 4 exons. The record is from RefSeq and is a predicted model, not a curated record. NCBI's taxonomy places the organism in Eukaryota, Viridiplantae, Streptophyta, Magnoliopsida, Celastrales, Celastraceae. Bases 112 to 1230 code for a protein of 372 amino acids.
CUAUCCAUCAAUCUUCUCCUCCUCUUCUCCUCUUCUCCUCUUCUGCCUUGUGUGACGCCAAAUAAACGCUGACAGAGAGAGGGAGAGAGGGGGGAGGCAAAGGCGUAAAAAAUGGCAUUAGCAGCAGCCAACAGUAUUAUCUCCCAAAACAGAACCUCCUUUAUACAUCUCACGAAUCUCCCAUUCCACAAACACCCUUAUAAAUUGUACUCUCACUCUCAAUUUAAACGCACCCAUCAAUCCAAACUUCCAUCCUUUGUCAUCUCUUCUUCCGCAGCAGGAAACGCCGCUGUCUCUGAUGUUCAACUUCGUGGCUCAACUUCCUCUGACACCACCGCUAUUACUUCAUGGUCCGAAUUUGCUAGAAAUGUGUCUGGAGAAUGGGAUGGGUUUGGAGCAGACUUUACAAGCGAAGGGAAGCCAGUCGAACUUCCGGAAUCUGUUGUGCCAGAAGCUUACAGAGAAUGGGAGGUCAAGGUUUUCGAUUGGCAAACCCAGUGCCCCACACUUGCUCAGCCAGACAACCCUUCUAUGACUUACAAGACUAUUAAGCUACUUCCCACAGUCGGGUGUGAGGCUGAUGCUGCCACACGAUAUAGCGUUGAUGAAAGAAUUGUCGGAACUGUAGAUAAUAAAGUUCUUGCUUUUGCAUAUCAAAGUAGUGGCUGCUACGUGGCUAUGUGGCCAAUUCAGGAUCCCAGGAUGCAUAAGUUAUUAGAGUUGGAGUACUGCUUGAUCAAUCCUCAAGAUCGGGAGUCUCGUGUAAGGGUAGUUCAGGUUAUUCGUUUAGGUGAUACAAGCAUGGAACUGCAGAAUGUUAAAGUCUUCUGUGAGCAAUGGUAUGGGCCAUUCCGAAAUGGUGAACAGCUUGGUGGAUGUGCCAUUCGUGAUUCUGCAUUUGCAUCCACGGCUGCCAUGUUGACUUCUCAAGUUGUUGGUGCCUGGCAAAGCGCCAGUGCUGUUGCCAGAUUCAGUGUUUGUCAGACUAGCAACCUUCAAGAACUUGUAGAUGACAGUGAGCAGAAGACAACAAGAGAUGAACGCGACCUGAUAUUGCUUCCAAAGCAACUCUGGUGUGUAUUUAAAGCAAAUGAAGAUGGUGAAAUGUUCAGUGAGGCUGGGUGGCUGUUAAACAAUGGGCACGCUAUCACAUCAAGAUGCAUAUUCUCUGGCGAUGCGAAGUUGAAGGAAAUUUCAAUAUCCCAAGAAAUAGCAAUUUCAGGAGAGUAGCAAAUAAACAACAGCGGUAACCAGCCUCAGGGUAAGGAGGUAGACAACAGCUUUAUUCGAUUAGUACAUGUAUCUGAGUUGGGCAGGAAUUCAAUCAAGAAAAUAGUGAAUGGUUGCAUGGUUGUUAUGGAACAUCAUGGUUUUACCUAGUCCGGAGGACAUCAUUGUGAGUGGUUACUUGAAAUGCAUAUAGAGAUUAUGCAGAGUUUAAUAUGAAACCUAAUAUUGAUUA